AUGGCUCUGCACACCUUUUUCUUCACCGCGCCGGAGCUUCUGGCCCGCCCUCCGGUUGGGCUUGAGUUCCGAGAGCUGCCACACGAGGACCUGUUUGAUGCUGAGGGUCAGGAGGUGCGCAAGGCCGCCUGCAAAAGCGCAAUGGAGGACGUGUUUGCGAGCUGCGACGCACGGCACCGCGAGCAGCUGACCCUGGAUGGCGCGGUGGGAUGCGUGUUCGAGCGCUCUCCAUACUGCCACGCCGUGAUUCGAAAAAACGUGUGUGCUGUGUUUGCGGGCGAAAUAGCAGCCUGGCCGGGCCACGACCAGGUGCAGGAGCACCACGACUCCUUUGUCAGGGGGGAGCCGCUGCCGGUAGAGGAUGACGCAGAUUGGCUGAUCAAGUUUUACGACUCUUUCAGCGGCGAGAGCGGGUUCGCCAAGCUGGACGACAUCAGCGAAGCGGCGCUGAGGGCGCUCGCACAAGUGCAGGGCAGUUUUGCCUUUGUGGUGUAUGACGCCGUCACCAGGCGUGUGUGGGCGGCGCGGGACGCUGCAGGCGUGCAGCCGCUGUUCUGGGGCGUCACGGAGGACAACCGGCUGGUGUUUGGCACCGACCCGCAGAAGCUGGAUGGCUGCAACCCCACUGCCACGCCCUUCCCAGCGGGCACUCUGUUUGCCAGCCACGACGCCACACUUUGCCAUUCGCCCGGCACUCACGGGUGGGUCAUCCGUGGGGAGCACCCGCUGCCUGGCGAGCUGCUCAGCUUUGUGGCCAGCGCGCGCCCCACCCCCGCGCACCACUGGAAGCAAGUCAAGGCUGUGCCGCGUAUGGAUGCGGAGGGGCACAUCUGUGGCGCUGUCUACCGAGUCGCCUCUGAGCCUGGCCUGGCCAACAUCCGGAGCCAUUAG
Messenger RNA from Chlorella variabilis, 891 nucleotides. RefSeq lists its product as hypothetical. Lineage: Eukaryota; Viridiplantae; Chlorophyta; Trebouxiophyceae; Chlorellales; Chlorellaceae. Bases 1 to 891 code for a protein of 296 amino acids. The record is from RefSeq and is a predicted model, not a curated record. The transcript is spliced from 9 exons.